CAGACUGCUUCUACAAACAAUUGUGAAAGACUGUGCAAUAAGUCCGUCUGUGAAAUGUCCUUGCUACUAAAUAUUCCACGGUCAACUGUUAGUGGUAUUAUAACAAAGUGGAAGCAACUGGGAACAACAGAAACUCAAUGUGGUAACAACAGCCACAAUGUGGUAAGCCACGAAAAAUUACAGAGCAGGGUCAGCGCAUGCUGAAGAGCACAGUGAGCUGCCAACUGUCUGCAGAGUCAAUAGCUAAAGACCUCCAAACUUCAUGUGGCCUUCAGAUUAGCAAAAAAACAACAGUGGCUAGAGAGCUUCAUGGAAUGGGUUUCCAUGGCCAAGCAGCUGCAUUCAAG
Messenger RNA from Staurois parvus, 347 nucleotides. NCBI's taxonomy places the organism in Eukaryota, Metazoa, Chordata, Amphibia, Anura, Ranidae. The record is from the annotation of a GenBank genome assembly.